Messenger RNA from Rotaria sp. Silwood2, 1335 nucleotides. NCBI's taxonomy places the organism in Eukaryota, Metazoa, Rotifera, Eurotatoria, Philodinida, Philodinidae. The record is from the annotation of a GenBank genome assembly.
AUGACCAAUAUUCUGUCUACUUGGACUUUAACUGGAUUAAUGGUAGUAAAUAUUUUGACUCUUGGUUGUGUCAGAUGCGUUGUGAAUUGGAAUGGAAAUAAUUGGGCCAUGUCCUGUGAUUUUCGUGGAAAUGAUCUGUCUCACGUUCAAACUGCACCAGAAUUUUGUGGUGGAAAGUGUACUCAAACUCAAGGAUGUACUCACUUUACAUGGACUCAAUAUAGCGGUGGAACUUGUUGGAUGAAAUCGGGCGCAGUUUCCAAAAGCGACGCGCUCUCAACCAGUGAUCCAACUAUGGUCUGUGGUGUAACGAAUGGUGAUCAACAAAGUGGCAUCCAGUGGAACGGAAAUAACUGGGCCAUGUCCUGUGAUUUUCGUGGAAAUGAUCUGUCUCACGUUCAAACUGCACCAGAAUUUUGUAGUGGAAAGUGUGCUCAAACUCAAGGGUGUACUCACUUUACAUGGACUCAAUAUAGCGGUGGCACUUGUUGGAUGAAAUCGGGUGCAGUUUCCAAAAAUGAUGCGCUCUCAACCAGUGAUCCAACUAUGGUCUGUGGUGUAACGAAUGGUGAUCCUAUUGGACCGCCCAUAUCUAAUGUCAGAAAGCGAGGUAUUGCCUGGCCACCUGAAAACACGCAAGAUUCACCGAAUAUUUUUUCCGGUGGAAAAAUCUCCUGGACGUACAACUGGUCGCCCUACAAAGUCAACAUGGCUGGCGCAGAAUUUGUUCCAAUGUUAUGGAGUACAAACAAAGGCCACGAUGGAAAUCAAUUUUACAAUCAAGCAAAAGGUGCGAAAGUCGUACUCGGUUUUAAUGAACCGGAGCGUGGUGAUCAAGCAAAUAUGAAUCCGAAGGAGGCAGCGAGUGCCUGGAAACAAUAUAUCGAGCCUCUCAGAGCUCAAGGUGCUCGACUCGGUUCACCAGCCAUUGCCUCGACUGAUCAAGGACUCAAUUGGAUGCGACAAUUUCUUGACGAAUUGAAUAAAGUUGGUGGACACAUUGAUUUUCUUGCUCUGCACUGGUAUGGUCGUGGUGUAGAUAACUUCAUUAAUUGGAUUACCAAAGUUCGUCAAGAUUCAGGUAAUAAAUAUCCAGUAUGGGUCACAGAAUUUGCAUGCACAUCUUGGAAUCCAAGUCAGCCAGUUUCUCAACAAGAAGUCAACGAAUUUAUGAGGCAGAGUAUUGCCAGAUUGGAUUCGUUGCAGUGGGUAGAACGCUAUGCAUGGUUUGGUGCACAACGACAACUAGAUGCUGCUCUUGGUUCGACUAAUUGUUUGAUUGCAUCUAAUGGACAAUUGUCUACGUUGGGUCAACAAUAUGUUCACAAUUUAUAA